AAUAAAUAAAUAUCAUUAUAUGUAAUCCUGGUAAACUUGUGCUUUGUCUGGAGAAUUGAUAGAAACUCCAGUUAUAUCAAAAGUGAGUGGACAUAUUUAUGAGAGGAGAUUAAUUGAAAAGCACAUUGAAAGUACAGGCACAUGUCCAAUUACAGGAAGACCUUUGAGUUUUGAAGAUUUAAUUGAAGUAAACUAAACUAAGAUGAUUUUAGGUGAAAGUAUCAAGAAUUUAAAAACCAAGACCAGUUACAGCAACUUCAAUACCAUCAUUAUUAUCAUUGUUAUAAAAUGAAUGGGAUGCAUUAUUAUUAGAAUAAUUUCAAUUAAAAUAACACUUAGAAUAAGUUAGACAUGAAUUAACACAUGCAUUAUAUUAGCAUGAUGCAGCUUGUAGAGUGAUAGCUAAAUUAAUUAAAGAAAGAGAUUAAGCUAGAAUUGAAUUGGCAUAAUUAUAACACAAAUUAAACCAUUAAAUUUAGGUAGAACCUAAUAAUGUCACAGAUAAGUUAUCAUCAGAUUAUAUUACUGAAAUAGAAGAAAAUGCAUUAAAAUUAACUAAUAAUAGAAAAGUUCAGAGGAAACAAUAGUCAUACUUUGAUUAAUUUCCAGGUUCUGAAGUAUAUAAUCUUCUUUAUCUAGGUACUUUCAAACUAUGAAGUAAAAUAAUAGUAUUAAUUAACUUAAGGAGGCACUUCCUUAGAUACAUAAAAUGAUUAUUUGUUAGUUGGUGGUUUGGCAGGUUAAGUUCUUUUGUAUUCUAAUGAAAAAUUAGUUUAUUAAGUUUAAGAGCACACAUAAACUAUAACAUCUGUGAAUUUUUUUUCUUAUGAUGAGCAUAUUAGAUUUAUUUCUUCCUCAUAAGAUGGAUAGCUUAAAAUUUAUUUAUUUAAUCCUUAAACAUAGGAAGGUUAGGUAAGUCAAACAAUUAAUAUUGGUUAAAGUGUUACAGGAAUUGCAAUUCAUCCAUUAGGUCAUAUUGCUAUUAUAGUAACAAGUAAUGGUUUAUUGGCAUUUUACAGUUUAAAGAAUGGAUAGGAGUUAAGUAGAGUCACUGAUUUUGAAGGAUAGUGUUAAUUUACUUCAAUAUCUAUUCAUCCAGAUGGAUUAUUAUUAGCUAUAGGACAGGGUGAUUCUUAAAUUAAGGUUUGGAGUAUAGUAAAAGGAUAGAUGUUAGCCUAAUUGGAAGGAUAAGAUGUAUAAAUGAAAAAUACUUCUUUAGGGAGCGGUUACUAAUUUAACAUUUUCUGAAAGUGGCGCUAGUUUAGCUUCUAGUAGCAAUUCUGAAGUUAAUGAAUGGGAUUUAAGACGUCCUGGUUAAUUCUCUAAAAUUUAUCAAGGCUAAAAGAUUGGUACUAAUGAUCUUAAUUUUAGGUGGAUUAUAAUAUGAUCCAUCAGGUUAAUUUCUAACAUAUGGUAGUAACAAGACUAUUCACUUUUUCGAUGUUAAGAAAAAAUAGGAAUUUUGUAGAAUUGAAAGUCAUAGAGAUCUUGUAACUGGAAUUAAGUAUGUAGUUUAUAUUGAUAAUAGAUUUGCACAAUUCAGUAAAAAUAUCUAUAGUUGCAGUCUUGAUAAAUUAGUAAAUAUCUAUGGUAACUGAGUAGGUU
Molecule: messenger RNA, 1605 nt
Organism: Paramecium sonneborni
Lineage: Eukaryota; Ciliophora; Oligohymenophorea; Peniculida; Parameciidae
Source: the annotation of a GenBank genome assembly